AUGCCACAGACUACUAGCAACAAAAGACGCAAGGAUGAUCCGACCAAGAGGGACCAUUUUGGGAGAGAUAUCAGUUACCUACGCAGCUCUCUGCCGGAUCUAGAAAAGCUGGACUCGAUAGAUCUUUACUCGCAUGACUUGGAGAGUGGGUACUCCCCGUUACAUGUUACCUUGCGGAGAGGUUAUUUGAGGAAAAGCUUUCUGCUGUAUAAGCGGUGGAAGGACGAGACGGAGUUCAUAUCCCACAAGUUUGGCGGUCACAUCUUCAAUCAGUUAGAUCGUGAAGGAUUGAAUCCCUUAGAGCUUUAUGCGACACAUUUUUACAAGCGUGGUAGGAGUUUCCCGCUUUACAUUCGCUACCAAAGGGAUCUGCGAGCUGAAAUUGAGUGGUGCCAAAACCCGGGAGUAGUCUCGCAAGAUGUCAGAUUCUCGUUUAUGGAGCUGCCGAAGGAUGAAGAAGAACAGGCGUUUAUUAGAAACCGAGGGGGAUCUUAUUUGUUGACGCUCGGUUCGAACGUUAAUUACCAAUUGGGUACGGGGACAAAGGACGACCGACAAAAUAUGUACCAACUGGCGAUAGAUCAGCUGAACAAAACUAGUCGACUGCAGUUGACAAGCUCGAGGUUUAGCAGGAUUCUCAUCUCGAGGUACCACUCUAUUGUGGUCACGACCGAGAACAAGGUUUAUACGUGUGGGAAUAGCUCUAGAGGUCGCCUAGGGAACGGAGCAGCAGACAUCCCGCAGGCGAGCUUCACCGAAAUUUUGGAUCUCGGUGAGCUAGAGAUCAUUAUGGUAGAUACAAGCAAUCAUCAUUCUUUAUUACUGACGGCCGAUUGCCAUGUGUACAGUUGGGGUUGGAACGGCUACGGCCAACUCGGAUACUCGACGGCCAGCAAAGCUGUUGAUUUAGAAAAGAACUUUGGCCCAAUACCGAGAAGAAUACCGUUCUUGGAGGGUGAAGAAGUAGUUAGCAUUGCUUGUUCAAAAAUACACUCGUGUGCUGCCACCAGAGACGGAAAGCUAUUCAUGUGGGGAUUGAACAUUGGGCAACUCGGAGGAUCGAAGCCAGUACAUAAGGUGGCAGACACCACGCAUGAAGGCCAAGAUGCCUACAUAACAACUGUGCCGAUCAUAGUAAACUGCUCGAAGUUGCCGAUCGAUCAAGUUGUCUGCACAGAAUUUGCCACUUUUGUGCGAUUCCAAACAAACACUCUCAUGGUAUACACUAACUACACGACAAGAUUGUUCAAGAUUCCCUCGCCGCGAGCCAAAACGCUUAAAAACGUUGACGCUUUUGACCACUUCACUCCAAGAGAGAUUCCCAGCACAGUUGUUGAGAUGAAAUGCAGCAACAUUUACGGAAACAACAUAUGUUUCAAAUACAGUUGUGGUAGGAUUGGAAUCGUGACUGUAAAGGACGAGUCAGUAAAACUUUGGACCAAAUUUUCAAACACUUUGCCUGUGACACUCUAUUGGGCACCUAACUUCGAGAAUAGGAAAUGCAUGGAUUUCAGCGUUAGCUCCAAGGGCCAUUUGAUAGUUUGCACGGUGAAUGGGGAGGUCUUCACUAACAAGGGCUUCGGUUCCACACCAGAAAAAAUGUAUAGUGGCAAGUUAAUUAGCGGUCGCGCCAUAUCUGUCGCUUGUGAUCCUUCCUUUGCAUCUUUUGGGAUCAUCAAAGAUGAAACCAUGAAUGUUCCAAUGCUAUGUCCCAAGAACAGACUUCUUUACGACUUUGCCAAGUGUUCACCGAAGAACAGGGUUUCGGGAGACCGCAGUGAUUUCGACGAUUUCGACCUGCCAGUCAAUGGUUGCAUGACUAACCACCAAUUUUGCAUUGAAACGGGCGAAAAUGAUGGAUCUAAGAAGUUGAUCAAAGAAGGUUAUUCUUUGGCCUCCUUUUACCAGAAAGGCACAGCUUCACUAGAUCAGGCAGACGAAAACGGAAGCAAAUUCGACGUCAAGUUUCUAGAUAGUGCCACAAGAAAACUGAUUUGUAAGUGCCACAUAUCUAUUAUUGGCAUGAGAUGUCCGAAAUUACUGAGGAGGCUCCCGAUCGGCCCUGGCGAUUUCGAAUACGACAGCCUAAAAUUCUCAUGGGACUACGAUCGUAACCUAUAUGAUGGCUCCUGGUUGCUUUUGGUUGACAGAUCUGAUUCUGGUUCUGAUAACAUAGACUAUGCUGAGAUUUUGAAAGAGGUUGUACACUUUUUUUAUACCGACGUUAGGCCAACAAAUCAGCGGGCGUUGAAGUUUCUAUUAAACUUUUUAGAAAGCUAUCAUCUGGCAAAUCUCGCUUAUGCUCUUGAGGGCGCCCUAGAACAUAAUCCAGAAUAUGUGGCCAAGACUCCGGUUUCUCCUAAAAACAAAUCUGGCAGGCCCUUCAUCGAAGAUUCUUGGUCUCACAUUUGGGAAAGUAAACGUGAAGACUCGACUAAGCCAGAUACCGAAUUAAUACUUAGAGAUGGGAUCACUUAUUGUCAUUCUGUGGUUUUGAUUCUGAGAAGUUCCACGUUAAAGACGUUCUUGGAGAGAAAUUGGCAUUCAAGCGAUGAGUUUGUACCGGUUCCAGUGAAUCUGAAGAAUUUUGAACACGCAACGGUAGAAAAUGUUAACUGCAUCCUCAGAUACCUUUACGGGCUCCCUUACGACAGAAUCUACGAACCAAUACGUAAGGAACACUAUUCAGAGAAGGUGCAGUUCUUCUUGGAUAUGCUUUGCCUUUGUGACGCACUGAAUUUAGAGCAGCUGAAGAACUAUACGGAGAGCUUGGCGGCCUCCUUCAUCAACGGUGGGACGGUCGUUCCGAUGUUAAUAAACGCAGUUCUUUCUAACAGUCGGUUGUUAGCUCAGAAUUGCUGUUGGUUCAUCUGUUUACAUAUUGGAAUAUUAUUUUCCAAGGACAAUCUGGAUCUUGUGGAAGAGCAUUUCGAUUCAGAAAUUUGGGAACUUUUGGAGAACACUUUAAUGAAAAUACGGUCAGAACAAGCGGCCCAUGGCCAGUUAGCUUGGUAUGAACAAGAUAUUGACUGGAUAGGACUCUUCAGCACUAAUCUGAACGCCUUCAAUGAGCGGUUCGUGGAUCCUCAAAGGACGUUCCAACCAGUGAUUGAUCUCACAUCCGAGGUCAAGCCAUCAAAUAGGAGGAAAUCUUCCACUCAAGGAUUUGAGAAAAGCCGCAAGUCCUCAUUCAUUCAAAAGUCAAAGAUAGCUGCUCUCGAAGAGCCAAAGGCUGCUUGGACAACGUCUCACCGAAUGAGCGAUAGCAGCACAGCGGUUGAUGAUAAUGACGAGUUUAUAGAGGUUGUCAAGAAGAGCAAGCGCCGUACUUCGUCACAGACACAACCUCCGACUGACCUCGCGACCCAAGAUUCAUCGCCUCCAGGCAAAGUCGUCAUUCAUUCCGCCAAUGAGAGUGACAGUGAGAAGCUGCCGUCCCUUAUGGCGAGCAGGAAAUCCCCCGCAGUCCCUGUGGAAGGCGACUCCUCAGUUGCCAAGAUCAGAAAAUCUUUCAAGAAAGGCAGCCAGAAGCAGAGACUCCAGCAGCUGUCUACUGCCGCACAGAAACCGCGAGAUGGCGAGAGAAAACUCACUUGGGGCAACGGCUCCGCGGCCAAGGCUAGUGCUGCAACUACUGGGCACGCUCCGGCUCGAAGAAAAAAGUCGCUGCCCUCGCUAUAUGACAGCGACCUUGCUACCACACUAGGCAAGACGAAAAAAGAGAAAGCCAAAGAGACCUGGAGCUUGGGACCCAGCGCCUCCAGCGAAGUACGCAGCCAUGGAACCUGGGCCAACGUCCAGCCAUACGUCCCCAGCCCUAGCAAACAGGAAGCUGCGGCAACCACGAGAAAGCCUACGCUUGAAGAGAGACUAGCAGCCCAGCAGUUCGAAAAAUGGUUCGAACUUGAAAGCUCCAAGAUUCAGAAGCAAUUAAGAACCGACAAUCAGCGCUCAAAAGACAGUCUUAAGGCAUUAUACAAGGCUGAUGACAGUCUGCCGGACUUUAUCACCAAUCAAACACCCACCAAGAAAACCAACAGAAAACUGAAGCUCAAAUUUCAAAGCAAGCACAAAUCCACCGAGACAGACCAGAUUACACUAUAUCCUGAGUAG
Molecule: messenger RNA, 4113 nt
Organism: Torulaspora globosa
Lineage: Eukaryota; Fungi; Ascomycota; Saccharomycetes; Saccharomycetales; Saccharomycetaceae
Exons: 1
Coding region: 1-4113 (1370 amino acids)
Molecular function (GO): protein binding
Source: RefSeq, a predicted model, not a curated record